Molecule: messenger RNA, 492 nt
Organism: Mixia osmundae IAM 14324
Lineage: Eukaryota; Fungi; Basidiomycota; Mixiomycetes; Mixiales; Mixiaceae
Exons: 2
Coding region: 1-492 (163 amino acids)
Biological process (GO): mitochondrial translation
Cellular component (GO): mitochondrial large ribosomal subunit
Molecular function (GO): structural constituent of ribosome
Source: RefSeq, a predicted model, not a curated record
AUGAAGCCGAGAUGUCAAUGUGCCUGCGCACAGCUGGCCCACAUGGCGAGGAGCUUCUCGACGAGCAGCAGGGCGAGUGUGAUCAGGAGCGUCUAUAGCAAGACGACGGGCAAGCCUCGAUACGCUGUUCCUCCCCGACUGAGCCGUCUGCCGCCUGCAAAGCCGAGACAGUUCCUCAGCAAGGUCGAGCUGCCCGAUGCGUCAACGCUCAUGAUCCAGUCGACUUGUCCGAGAAAUGUACUGCCGCUCACCAAGUCGACGGUCACCCAUCCGCUCUGGGGCUUCACGACUCAGAGCAGGCUACGAGAUGGACAGGUCCAGGACGAGUCCGGUCGGCUGGCCAAGUUUGCCGCCAGGUUCGGUGCAGCACAGGACACGCCAACGGACGAGUACGAUCAAGCUUUCACAGAGGCAACAGCGGACGAUAUUGCCAAGACGGGCAGACUGGCCAAGCUGGCACCCCAGAGCAAGAAGACCAGCAAGCGACGAUGA